Lates calcarifer (barramundi perch) is the source of this 2917-nucleotide messenger RNA. RefSeq names its product nuclear factor 7, brain-like. The record is from RefSeq and is a predicted model, not a curated record. Gene Ontology annotation, molecular function: ubiquitin-protein transferase activity; zinc ion binding; protein binding. The coding region runs from base 520 to 1923 and encodes 467 amino acids. Gene Ontology annotation, biological process: protein ubiquitination. Lineage: Eukaryota; Metazoa; Chordata; Actinopteri; Centropomidae. The transcript has a single exon.
UACAUAAAUGUUUGAUGCAUGGCUGAUGUAAUGAUAAUAAUUUUCAGCAUUUUUAAAGAUUUUCAUAACACAAGAAUGAACAAGAUGCUUUUGGUCAAACAACUUGCAGCACUCAUCUGAUGUAUCUGAUGUGAUAAACGAGCAGUCUGGAGAAAUGUCUGAACAAAGCUCCACCCACUCUGACACAACACAGACAAACAGGAAACACAACUUCUUGUUCCUUGUUCCUUGUAAGGAGACACACACACUCACAGAGAGCUAGAGAGACAGACAAUAAGAUUUACCCUGUCACCAAAACUACCACAUCCACUGAAAGAGGACAGCUGCAGGAGGAAACACUGGGAAUACAGGAACACUAGAAUCCUGUAAUACUGGAAUACUUGACCUACUUCAACCUGUUGCAGACUCAACGUCAUAAAGUGGAUGAGCCACAGCUCAAAGUGAAAGUAACUUUCAGGGAAGUUUCUAGACUGACUUCACUGCCUGUUUGCUGUACUUCUGGUUUCAUUUAGAGACAAAAUGUCUUCCAGAUCAGACGAGGAUUUCUCCUGUCCUAUCUGCCAGGACAUCUUUAAAGAUCCAGUUGUCCUGUCCUGCAGCCACAGUUUCUGUAAAGCCUGUCUGCAGAAAUGGUGGAAGGGGAAACAAGUACGUGAAUGUCCGUGUUGCAAGAGAAGAUCAUCAAAGACUGAUCCACCUCGUAAUUUGGCUUUAAAGAACCUGUGUGAAACCUUCCAGCUGAACAGAGAUCAGAGAGCUUCAGCAGGGUCUGAGCCUUUCUGCAGUCUGCACUCUGAGAAACUCAGACUCUUCUGUCUAGAUGAUCAGGAGGCAGUGUGUCUUGUCUGCAGAGAUUCAAAGAAACACACUAAACACACAUUCAGACCCAUCGAUGAAGCUGCACAAGAUCAGAGAGAGGAGCUUCAGAAAUCCCUGAAGCCUUUACAAGAGAAACUGAAGCUGUUUGAACAAGUUAAAGGAAACUGUGAUCAAACAGCAGAACACAUUAAGGUCCAGGUCCAACACACAGAGAGGCAGAUUAAGGAGCAGUUUAAGAAGCUUCACCAGUUUCUACAAGAGGAAGAGGAGGCCAGGAUCACUGCUCUGAGGGAGGAAGAGGAGCUGAAGAGUCAGAUGAUGAAGGAGAAGAUUGAGGCUCUGAGCAGAGAGAUAGCAGCUCUUUCACACACAAUCAGAGCCACAGAGGAGGAGCUGAGAGCUGAAGACGUCUCAUUCCUGCUCAACUACAAGGCUGCAGUGAAAAGAGUCCAGCAGCGCCCCCUGCUGGAGGAUCCACAGCUGGUCUCAGGAGCUCUGAUAGACGUGGUCAAACACCUGGGCAACCUGACCUUCAAUGUCUGGAACAAAAUGAAGGCGAUGGUCUCCUAUACUCCUGUAAUUCUGGAUCCAAACACAGCUGACCCAGAACUUAUUGUGUCUGAAGAUCUGACCAGUGUGAGGUCCGGAGAGCGAAAACAGCUUCCAAAAAACCCGGAGAGGGCGAAGUUCUCCUGCUCAGUCCUUGGCUCUGAAGGGUUUAACUCAGGGACUCACAGGUGGGAUGUUGAAGUUGGAUUAAACAAGGACUGGGAACUGGGCAUGUUGGGAGAGUACGUCCAGACGAACGGACGCCUACAGUCUGGAUUGUGGAGAAUUUUGUUCUCCAACGGGAAACUGACAGCGUUCUCCACAUCAGGCUCAGAGAAAGAUCUGCCACUGAAGAAGCAGCUACAGAGGAUCAGAGUUCAUCUGGACUUUGACAGAGGAAAGCUGUCGUUCUCUGAUUUUGAUACUAACACACUCAUACACACCUUUACUCACACUUUCAGUGACACCCUGUUUCCAUAUAUUUACACUGAGAAUCGCCUCCCACUGAAGAUUAUACCAGUGAAGGUCUGUGUGAUGGUGCAAAAGCCCAAAUAGAGAUUAUUAUAAUAGGGCUGUGCAACAUGACAAAAUUUACUGACAGAUUAAUUAGUCAAAUUCCGAUACUAAUACCACAAUGCAUGAUGCUGAUGAACACGAUGAGGCUGAUAGAAGUCUUAUCAAGUUUAAGGUGGUGGGGUGGAUGAUGAUUAAAUUGAUGAUAAUGCUGACUUAAAACACAAUGGUUCUUAUAUGUAGAGUAGUGAUGACUGGGAUGGGGUCUGAUAGCACUUCACUGAAUCUGAUCCAAACCCUUAUUGUUUCUAUUGUUUGGUGGGGAAUGUAGACACUCGUUUUACUGUAUUUUAUCACUUCAUUAACCUCGUCCUGACUCAUCUUUCCUUCCUUUCUUUCCUGUGCUGCAGCUGCAAAAGCCAUAGGCUGAAGCCGAGCACAUUUUGCAGAUGUUUCCUUGUCUUUGGAGUAUUUAAGCCAUCUGCCAUGUUUAUACAUGAUUGUUUGAGGUAUCACAGGUUUGUUUGCGUCACCAAUCUUUUUGUUUCUUUACCAAUGCCUGUAAAUCCAGAGAGGGGAAAAAGAGACUAAAUAAACAGAGAAGGUGAAUGAAAGAUUCAAGAAGGGUUUUAUUGGCUACAGAGCUUAAUAAAUCAGGGUACUUUACCAACUUGGAAGAAGACCCAAAAUGAAACAAGUUAUCGGAACCAAUCGCUAGUGAUGAUGGUGACCAAUCUGUGAUGAUGCUUUUACUGAUACUGUGACACUAUAUCUUUACUUUAUUGUUAUGUGAUGUAAAUUAUUUUAAAACUUAAUGUUGCGGCAGGAUAAAACACUGUGAGAGAUAAGCUGAGUAUGAAAAGUAGGUUUUAGUUGAUAGCUAUUUAAUUUGUGUUAUGCUAUGUUAACAGUAUCAAUGUCAACAAAACUGAUCUGAUCUUACAGAAAAAAGAUGAUUUUCUGUAGCAGAAACUAAAUCUAUAACUUGUGAUUUUUUAUUCUAAUUGUGGAACCAAUAAAAAUUAAGUUAAAACAA